This is a messenger RNA of Puccinia graminis f. sp. tritici CRL 75-36-700-3, 315 nucleotides long. RefSeq lists its product as uncharacterized. The transcript has 4 exons. NCBI's taxonomy places the organism in Eukaryota, Fungi, Basidiomycota, Pucciniomycetes, Pucciniales, Pucciniaceae. The record is from RefSeq and is a predicted model, not a curated record. The coding region runs from base 1 to 315 and encodes 104 amino acids.
AUGACAUUCCUGGUGAAGUUUGGGGCUGGCCGCACCCAUCCGACCCGCGAAGGCACCAUGAUUGCGUGGUUCGGCAGGCAACCGGGAUCUGCACAGCCCCGCAAAGCAAGGUUUUGUAAGGGCCCGCCUAGUACUCUCUUUUCUCGGAGGGCUAUAAUCGCUAGAGAUCCGAUAGAGACCAACCACCGAAAUCUCAAGAAGAGAAUCAAUGUCGUCUUGCAAUGUUUUGAUCUGGCUCCAAGGAAUUCGAGUAUCUCUGCUUUUGUUUUGAGCCUCGACAUCGAUCAAAUCAAAUCUUCAAUUACGGCUGGCUAA